This is a messenger RNA of Prorocentrum cordatum, 901 nucleotides long. Lineage: Eukaryota; Dinophyceae; Prorocentrales; Prorocentraceae. The record is from the annotation of a GenBank genome assembly.
CCUCCUCCGCCUCCUCUUUCACCUCGGCAGGGAUACGAUACGACUGAGACGCGGGAGGCUGCAUCCUGAUGCAGGAGAGAACGGCCCGACAGCAUUGGCGCGGCUCGCGUACUUUCCAUUUUUCCCGCGGCACGGGGGCCGGGGCGCGUAGGGGUUGCGUUCCAGCCGCGCGAGCAGGAAUGCCCGAGAUGGCGGCGGCGACACUGGUGCUGGCGCCACUGCAGGACGGAAUCGCCAAGCAGGCGCUGCCAGUUGCCGGCACUCUGACCAUUGGCCGGAAAAGCACUUGUGACCUCGUCGUGCCCGAGGAGCACGCCUACGUGAGCGGUGAGCAUUGCCGCCUGCGCACGGUGGAGGGCUCAGCAGGCGUUGCCUCCGUGGAGGAUCUGAGCGCCAACGGGACGUACGUGAACGACCGCAAGGUCGGCAGAGGCACGCCGGCGGCCAUCCGCGCUGGUGACGAGGUGUCUUUGGCGAAGCCAAGCCGCCGGGGCGGUGCUCUCCGGUUCCGCAUCGAGCGGGGGCCCGCCCACCCGCUCGCCUGCCGCCAGUUCGAGCCCGCGCCUGACGAGACGGCCCCUGCAGCCGCGACCGCGCUGCGGCGCGUGGCGUCGCUAGUGGCGCCAGCAGCGGCGCCAGAGGAGGCGCCCGUGGCAGCAUCGGCGGCGGCUCCCGCGCCCGCGUCGGCAUCGGCGUGGCCGGCGGCGGUGCGGGAGGCUGUGCCCACAGCGGCGCCCAAGGCGGCGCUUGGGUCGGCGGCCGAGGCCGCGCCCGAGGCCGCGCCCGAGGCCGCGCCCGAGGCGGCUGCCGCAGGGACGCCCGCAGCCGCGCCCGAAGGGGCGGCUGCAGUGGCGCCCGCGGACGAGCCCGAGGUGCUGUUCGUGGCGCCCUCGGCACCCGC